Molecule: messenger RNA, 1278 nt
Organism: Dovyalis caffra
Lineage: Eukaryota; Viridiplantae; Streptophyta; Magnoliopsida; Malpighiales; Salicaceae
Source: the annotation of a GenBank genome assembly
AUGGCUUCUGAGCUGUCCGUGAUCCUUCCUCGUGUUCUCAUCGUCUCUAGACGUAGCGUCCGCAAAAACAAGUUUGUGGAUUUUGUUGGUGAGUAUCAUCUUGAUCUUAUAGUAGGCUAUGGUGCAGUGCCAGUUAUCGUGCCCCGUGUUAGUGGGGUGCAUAUGUUGUUAGAUAGUUUUGAGCCUAUCCAUGGUGUUCUUCUUUGUGAAGGAGAAGAUAUCGAUCCAUCUUUGUAUGAAACUGAGGCAUCUAAUCUUUCACUUGAAGAAUUGGAAGAAAUCAGAAAACUUCAUGCAAGUGAUACAGCUAUUGAUAGAGAGAAAGACUCAAUUGAGUUAAGGCUUGCAAAACUUUGCCUUGAAAGAAACAUACCUUACUUGGGAAUUUGCAGAGGCUCACAAGUUCUAAAUGUUGCUUGUGGGGGCUCCCUUUAUCAAGACAUUGGGAAAGAGGUUUCAAGGAAGUGUCAGGAAUCUCAAAGAGUGAAGCACAUUGAUUAUGAUAAUUAUGAUGGGCAUAGACAUGUGGUUAAGGUGGCAGAAAACACCCCUUUGCAUGAUUGGUUCAGGGAUUCUUUGGAAAAAGAUGGAAUGGAGAUUUCAGUUAAUAGUUAUCACCACCAGGGUGUGAAUAGAUUAGCCCAAAGAUUCGUGCCUAUGGCGUUCGCACCAGAUGGAUUGAUUGAAGGGUUUUAUGAUCCUGAUGCUUAUAAUCCUGAAGAGGGUAAAUUCAUAAUGGGUCUGCAAUUCCAUCCAGAGCGAAUGAGGCAGGAUGACACCGACAAGUUCGAUUAUUCAGGAUGCCCAAGGGCCUAUCAGGAUUUUGUGAAGGCUGUGAUUGCUUAUCAGAAGAAACUUAACAAUACUACAUCUGUGCCAAAGCCUCUAAAGCUAAAUCAAGCAAUGGAGAAGAAAAGGAAAGUUAUAGUUAGAAGUUUCUCACUUGCAAAAAUCAUAUACGCUACUGGCCAAGAAAUGAAUCCAUCAAAAGAAUCAGAACUACAAGCUGGAGCAGAAUUCCUAGAGUCAAACACAGCUUUGAGCUUGCAACAAGAAAAUAGAUUGAAGCAGAUGGGUGCAACAGUGAGGGAUGCAGGUUCCUACAUUGAAAGAAUGAAGAUGAAUGAGGAGAGGGAAAAAUUGGCAAAAAAUGUGAUGGGAAAAAUGUCUGUAGAGCACUUGUCUGACUUGUUGUCUUUUUACCACAUGAUGGGCCAGAUUUGCUCAGAAGUUUUAGAAAGAAAGCUGAAUAGCCUUGUCCAUGACAUUGGUUCUUGA